GUAUCCACAGCCUCCCACAGCAUGACAACCAGGCCCGAGGCUGCCAUGAAGCUUUCACAUGCUACUGUCGGAGUCCUGGCUGGGAACAUCAGCUGUGAAGUGCCGCCUGAGCAUUAAGUUGUUAGCACCCUUUGUUCUUAGUUUGGCUCUAGAAGAAAAAUCUAAGAAGGACCCCCUCCAAAAAAAAAUGAGCCAAGACAAGGGUUUGGACAUGAACAGUGUUCAAGCAGGAGCCCCUGAAGAGCCAGCCAUGAAAGUAAACCAUCAAGGGCUAGCAAAGGAAGUUGACACCAAUGAAAAUCCAUUACAGGGUCUAUCCAAAAAUGAGGCUCUUCUGGUCCCAGGGUUCUUGGACACAGAGUGGGCCAAAGAGAAGGCCAUUGUUCCCAUGGUCAGCAACACACUCCAUAUGUCCACAGAGGAGUCUGAGAUCUCACAACAGGUUAGUGAUACCCCCGAGUUCUCAGAAAAUACUGUCCAUCCUAAACAUGGAAAUAGUUCCAAGUCUUCAGCAAAAACCACACAGCUGAAACAGGGCAAUACCUCGAAGCCCUCAGUCAAAGCUGAUAAUCCAAAACAGAAAAACAUUUCUAAGACGUCGGGCCACUCCAUGCAGACAAAGCAUAGCAACGUGCCCAAAUCCUUGUCAAAAACCACCCAUCCCAAACAAGAGACCACCCACAAUCCUGUAGCAAAUAGCAUCUACCCCAAGUCAUCAGAGGACACUAUCCAAUCCAAGGAAGAUGAUACCCGCAAGUCCUUUGAAGACACCAUCCUGUCCAAGGAGAGUGACAUCCCCAAAUCCUCACAGGACACCAUCCUAUCCAAAGAUGCUAAAAUCCACCAGCCCUUAAAAGACAGUAUCUGGUCCAAGGAGAGUCACAUCCCCAAGUUCUCACAGGAUACCAUCCAAUCCAGGGAUAGUAAAAUCCACAGGCCCUUAAAAGACACCAUCCAGUCCAAGGAGAAUGACAUCCCCAAGUCCUCACAGGACACCAUCCCGUCCAAAGAUGCUAAAAUCCACCAGCCCUUGAAAGACAGCAUCUGGCACGGUCUCACUACAUACGAGCAUCAAGCUUGCUAUGGAGCCCAGACUGUUCUUGUCUCAGGCUUGAGGCCACCUGGUGCGGAAGCCAGCGGAAGCCUGUGCCGCUCCAGCAGCGCAAACUGCUCCUGA
Messenger RNA from Peromyscus maniculatus bairdii (prairie deer mouse), 1177 nucleotides. RefSeq names its product thioredoxin domain containing 2 (gene Txndc2). The record is from RefSeq and is a predicted model, not a curated record. Lineage: Eukaryota; Metazoa; Chordata; Mammalia; Rodentia; Cricetidae.